This is a messenger RNA of Manihot esculenta (cassava), 3245 nucleotides long. Its product is annotated as probable receptor-like protein kinase At4g39110. Gene Ontology annotation, molecular function: transmembrane receptor protein tyrosine kinase activity; ATP binding. NCBI's taxonomy places the organism in Eukaryota, Viridiplantae, Streptophyta, Magnoliopsida, Malpighiales, Euphorbiaceae. Gene Ontology annotation, biological process: protein autophosphorylation. Bases 456 to 3032 code for a protein of 858 amino acids. Gene Ontology annotation, cellular component: plasma membrane; plasmodesma. The record is from RefSeq and is a predicted model, not a curated record. The transcript has a single exon.
AACUAAUUAAAAUGUUGGUGAGUUUAGGGAUUUGAGUUUUGCUAAUUUGGAGGGGGUCUUGGGUUAGCAAAUAAAAUAUAUACAAGAAAAUAUAAAUAACAGCUGUAGCCCUAAUUUUGCCUGAGAGAGAGAGAGAGAGAGAGAUGUACAUGAAUGGUGAUUGACCAUUUCAAUCAUUUAUGACCGUUAUCCGAUUAGCAGCUACACUAGAAAAAACAAAAAAAAGUCUAAAUUUUUUAUGAUCAAAAAUUAAUUUUCCUAAAACAUUGCCUUCUCCUCAGGAAAAUUAAGGUAAUCUCAGCUUUCAAUUCCUUUCCUCCACCUAUAAUCAAGAAAAAAAAAAUAACCAACAAUACCCAAUUCCAAUUCCCAUUAUAGGGAAUGAAACAUUUUUCUCUCAAAAUCUCUUAAUCACUCGAAAUUCUAAAACCAUCAUCCACCCUCGCCCAGGAGGGAUGGAGAUAGAAAAGAAAAGAUAUUUAUUCAAUCUUUUUCUAUCUUCCUCACUGUCGUCAUCUUCGAUGGCUAUCCUCCUGGCUCUCAUCUAUGUCUUCUUUGUUAAUGUUGCCUCUGCAGAAGUCGCCAGCUUCACUCCUGCUGAUCAGAUUCUUAUCAGUUGUGGCGCUAAAAGCUUGUCAGCUAUUCCUGAUGGAAGAGUUUUCAAGACUGAUCAUGAAGCUCAAAGUUUCUUAAAAACUGACGAGGAUAUAUUAGUUACUACAACUUCUGCAGAUGUUCCUUCCCCUAUAUAUUUGUCUGCAAGGAUUUUUGUUCAGGAAGCUACUUAUUCUUUUACUAUGAAAUCUCCAGGAUGGCAUUGGGUUCGUCUUCAUUUUUUUCCAUUCACUAACACUAGAUUUCAUCUUCAGACGGCAACAUUUUCAGUCACUACUGAUAAGUAUGUUCUUCUCCACGACUUCCAUGUCAACAAUGAAACCAGACCUUUUCUCAGAGAGUACCUUAUUAAUGUGACUGAUCCACUUGUUUCCCUUCACUUUAUACCUAUGAAGAAUUCUGCUGCGUUCAUCAAUGCCAUUGAGGUUGUUUCUGCUCCUGAUGUUUUGCUUUCCGAUGAAGGCACUGGCCUUUCGCCGGUUUCGAGCUUUUCGGGCUUGACAAGUUACGGAUACCAGGUUGUUUACAGGAUUAAUGUUGGAGGACCUUUGAUUACUUCGACAAAUGAUACCCUUUGGAGGACUUGGGAAAAUGAUAAUAAGUAUCUUAAAGACAGAGCUUUGGCUAAGAGUGUAUCAAUCCCUACUUCCUCCAUCAAGUAUGGAACAGGAAUCUCACCUCUAAUUGCACCUGCAACAGUUUAUUCAUCUGCUCAGCAGAUGGCUGAUUCACAAACUUCGGUAGCAAAUUUCAACGUAACAUGGCAAUUUAAGGUUGAUACAUUGUUUAACUACUUGGUCCGGCUGCAUUUUUGUGACAUUGUGAGUAAAUCCCUUAAUGAUCUUUACUUCAACGUGUACGUUAAUGGAAAAAUGGCAAUUUCUGGUUUGGAUUUAUCAUCCAUCACAGGCCAAUUGGCAUCUCCAUAUUUUAAGGACAUUGUGGUGAAUUCAACCUUGAUGACUAAUGGACUGAAUGUUCAAGUAGGUCCAAUGGGUGAGGACACAGGUACUAUAAAUGCUAUUUUAAAUGGAGUAGAGAUCAUGAAAAUGAGCAGCUCAGUUGAUAGUUUGGACGGAGAGUUUGGGGUCGACGGCCAGAUGGCUAUCGGUAGCCGGAGUACAGUCGCAGCCGUAGGUUUUGCUAUGAUGUUUGGUGCCUUUGUUGGCCUCGGUGCUAUGGUGAUCAAGUGGCACAAAAGACCACAAGACUGGCAAAAGAGGAAUAGCUUCUCUUCUUGGUUGCUUCCUAUCCAUGCUAGUGACAGUAGUUUCAUGGCAAGCAAAACCUCAAUGGGGUCUCAUAAAUCUACUCUUGGCCUUGGUCGUUAUUUCUCCUUGUCAGAGUUGCAGGAUGCCACAAAGAACUUUGAUCAAUCUGCAAUAAUUGGAGUUGGUGGUUUUGGCAAUGUGUAUCUCGGUGUGAUUGAUGACGGUAUAAAAGUUGCCGUCAAGAGAGGAAACCCACAGUCCGAACAAGGUAUUACAGAGUUCCAAACCGAAAUUCAGAUGCUGUCCAAGCUCAGACAUAGACAUUUAGUGUCACUAAUUGGGUACUGCGACGAAAACGAUGAAAUGAUCUUAGUUUAUGAGUACAUGUCGAAUGGCCCUUUCAGGGAUCAUUUAUAUGGCAAGAACUUACCUCCAUUGUCAUGGAAGCAAAGACUAGAGAUCUCCAUUGGAUCUGCUCGUGGACUCCAUUAUCUGCAUACUGGAACUGCACAAGGAAUCAUUCAUCGAGACGUGAAGACGACAAAUAUUUUACUCGACGAUGCUUUCGUCGCUAAAGUUGCAGACUUUGGGUUAUCCAAGGAUGCACCAAUGGGUCAAGGCCAUGUGAGCACAGCAGUGAAGGGAAGCUUUGGUUACUUAGAUCCUGAGUACUUCAGGAGACAGCAACUGACAGAUAAAUCAGAUGUGUACUCAUUUGGGGUGGUGCUGCUUGAGGUGUUAUGUGCAAGGCCAGCCAUUAAUCCACAGCUCCCAAGAGAGCAAGUUAACUUAGCUGAAUGGGCUAUGCAAUGGAAGAGAAAAGGAUUGCUUGAGAAGAUCAUUGAUCCUGUUCUUGUAGGCACAAUCAAUCCUGAAUCAAUGAAGAAAUUUGCAGAAGCCGCAGAAAAAUGUCUAGCUGAACAUGGAGUUGACAGACCUACAAUGGGAGAUGUUCUCUGGAACUUGGAAUAUGCAUUACAACUUCAAGAAGCAUUCUCACAAGGAAAAUCUGACGAUGAAACUAAACAAUCCACAGGCGUAGCUGCUUCACCACUUGUUGCAGCUCCAAGUCCAGCAGCACCCACCAUUGAUGAUCGUCCAGUUUCAGUUCCUGAUCAAAACACAGGCCCUGCUGAAGUUAGAGCCAUCGAUGAACAUUCAGGAACAGCAAUGUUUGCCCAAUUUUCUGGGUUGAAUGGGAGAUAAAAAAUUUGUAUAAAAUUAUGCUUUACUAACUGAAGAGACUUCUAAAUCAGUAACAGUUUCAAGAAUUUGACUCCAUCUUCUUUGUAAUUUAUGAGGAGCACCCACCACACCAGUGGUGGAAACUUUUGCUGUUUGCUUCAAGAACUGGAUAAUAUUUAGCAGCAUUUAAUGGCUAGGAUUGCUCAUAUAAUUUUUUAUACGUAUGAUGGUGUA